Molecule: messenger RNA, 870 nt
Organism: Pochonia chlamydosporia 170
Lineage: Eukaryota; Fungi; Ascomycota; Sordariomycetes; Hypocreales; Clavicipitaceae
Product: FAD synthetase
Exons: 3
Coding region: 1-870 (289 amino acids)
Biological process (GO): FAD biosynthetic process
Molecular function (GO): FMN adenylyltransferase activity
Source: RefSeq, a predicted model, not a curated record
AUGGUAAUCGACGGCCAAUCUCUCCAAGACUCCCCAUCUGUGCAGCACAUGACGCAAAACGGCCACCUCGUCGCUCCCGCCGCAACCUCGGCAGUGCCCCGCGCUCUUCCCGAGAUUUGUUACACCUUACGGCGGAAGGUGAUUGCGUUUCUCGACCAGCAGCCCGCCGACGACGAUGCCGCCCUGAAGAGCACACAAGCACAGACGAGGGCUUCCAUCGAGAUUGUCGAAGAAGCCCUGCGUCGGUACGGGCCAGAUGAACUGUCUCUCUCCUACAAUGGCGGCAAAGACUGCCUCGUCCUUCUUGUUAUUAUCCUAGCCUGUCUUCCCGCCCUGUACGACCCAUCAAUCCAAACAAAUGGCACCGACGGCCUUGUUUCCAAGAACCCACCGCCCACCAUCCAAGCGCUCUACAUUGCGCCGCCCGAUCCGUUCCCCGAGGUCGAGGACUUUGUUUCAAGCACAACAAAGGAAUACCACCUCGACUUAACGCGCUAUGCGCUGCCAAUGCGCCAAGCCCUGGAGGCUUACCAAGCAGACAAGCCAGCCAUCAAGGCGAUUUUCAUGGGCACACGACGAACCGACCCGUACUGCGAGUUUCUGACGGGAUUCAGUCCCACAGACAAAGGUUGGCCGCAAUUCAUGAGAGUGAAUCCCAUUUUGGACUGGCAUUACGCCGAUAUCUGGGCUUUCAUCUUACGUCUCGACAUUCCCUUUUGCAGUCUCUACCAACAGGGAUAUUCGUCUCUCGGCGGCGUCAAAAACACCCGACCGAACCCAGCGCUUGCCAUUGAUGCCGAGGGCACAAAAUUCCGCCCAGCAUACGAACUUGUCCGCGACGACGAAGAGCGCCUCGGUCGCGACAAGUAG